AUGAACAAUAUAAAAGGGAAUCAUCGAAUCUACGAGUUAGUGGUAUAUUUUCUUUCUUCUACCACAGCGUCUACUGUCCAUGCUUCUCAGAAAAGAGUAACUACUCACCGUGCUUCCAAGAGCACAGCGACUAUUCCUAGUGCUUCCCAGACCACGGUGAGUACACCCGGUACUUCCCAAACCACAGCGAGCCACAGUGACGACUUCCCUUCCUUAAAAGACCCGAGCGACUAUUUCCCGUGCUUCCCAGUUUACAGCGUCUACUGCCCAUUCUUCAGAGCCCAUAGCGACCGCUUGUCGAGUUUCCUAGUCCACGGCGACUACUCACCUUGCUUCCAGGGCCACACUUCCCAGACACUAGGGACUACUCUCCUUGCUUCCCAGACUACAGUGACUACUCAUCGUUUUUCUCAGACCACAGCGAACGCUCCACAAGAUUCUCAGAAUAGAGCGACUACACAUAUUGCUUUCCGGACCACAGUGACUACUCUCCAUGCUUCCCAGACCACAAUGAUUAUUCUCCGUGCUUCCCAGAUCACACCAACUAUUCCCCUGCUACCCUGGCUACAGCAAAUAUUUCUCGUGGUUCACAAUCCCACCAUCUGCUCCUCAUACUUCCCAGACAACAGCGACUACUCAUCGUUCUUCCCAAACAACACUUACCAAUCCUUGUUCUUCCCAGACCACGGCGACUAUUUCCCGUGCUACCCAGACCACAGCGACUAUUCCUCAUGCUUGCAGCACAGCGACUGCUCCUUGUGCUUCCCAGAACACAGCGAUUAUUCCCCGUGUUUCCCAGACCACAAUAAUUAUUCCUUCAGUUUUCCAGACACCAGUGACUGCUCUUCGCACUUCCCAGACAACAAGUUACUACUCACCGUUCUUCCUAGACACCAGCGACUGAUCUUUACGCUUCCCAGACUACAGUGA
Messenger RNA from Acanthosepion pharaonis, 930 nucleotides. NCBI's taxonomy places the organism in Eukaryota, Metazoa, Mollusca, Cephalopoda, Sepiida, Sepiidae. The record is from the annotation of a GenBank genome assembly.